AUGGGGAGAAAUUGUGUGAACAGGCUGAAAGGAGGAGGUUUUGAGGGAGAAGUCUCCGGUCAUGGAUCUGACUGGAGAGAUAUGCAGGAAUCAGUGACCUUCAAGGAUAUAGCUGUAGACUUCACCCAGGAAGAGUGGGCCCUGCUGGACACAUCCCAGAGAAAGCUGUACAGAGAUGUGAUGCUGGAGAACAUCAGUCAUCUGGUCUCUGUGGGGUAUCAUCUCUGCAAAUCAGAUGUGAUUUCCCAGUUGGAACAAGGAGUGGAGCUGUGGAGGGAGGGAAGAGGAUUUCCCCAAGGCCCGAAUCCAGACAGGAAAAGUGGCCUUAAGAGACAAGAAGACAUCUGCAGAAAAGACCCAUCUAAUUGCAUGUCAAUGCGGCCGGCAGGGGGCGCGCGGACCCGCCUUCUCCGUCGCGCCGCGCAGGCCCGCGUGGAACGCAUGCGCGUCGCGCCCGUUGCCCUCGAUGCCGCGUCUGCACGAGAGCUCGAGCCUCGUUCUCUCCGGACAGACCCAGGAGGUGCCGCUGCGGACGACGAGGGCCGGCGUGUGCGGUGA
Odobenus rosmarus divergens (Pacific walrus) is the source of this 558-nucleotide messenger RNA. RefSeq names its product zinc finger protein 705A-like. Lineage: Eukaryota; Metazoa; Chordata; Mammalia; Carnivora; Odobenidae. The transcript has 5 exons. The coding region runs from base 1 to 558 and encodes 185 amino acids. The record is from RefSeq and is a predicted model, not a curated record.